UUGUAGAGUUAAUGAUGUGCCUUAAAUCAGUCUUACUCUUUUUAUUAUUGAAUAUAUCAAUUUUAAAAGGAGAUGAGCAGAAUGUGCAACACCUUAAUCGAUUCGGCAAUCUUACACUUAAAUAUGGCAAUAGAAGCGAAAUACACUUUGAAAUCAAAGAACCCAACAAAAAGUAUAUGGAAUCUCAGUUUGCAGAGCUACAUGCUAAGUUGGACAAAAUUUUUGAAAAACUAAGCCAGCUCUCAGAAGAUCAGAUGUCAAAGAAAAACACAGAUCUUACUUUGGCGUCAAGUCAAUUUCCAAGCAGCUGUGCAGAGGCAACAGCCCUCAGUCGCCGCAGUGGCGCCUAUCUGUUGCAGUUGCCCAGCUAUAGCCCAGUUCCCUUUAUUGCAAGCUGUGAUGAGCAUACCCAAGGCGGCGGCUGGACAGUUGUCUUGCGACGUCAAGAUGGCAGCGUGAAUUUCUUCUUGUAUUGGAAGGAUUAUAAGCAGGGCAUUGGCAAUGUUAACGGCGAGUACUUCAUAGGCCUGGAGAAACUAUACGCUUUAACUAAAGACCAGGAUCAAGAGUUGCUCGUUACUAUGAAGAACAGCGAGGGCGUGCAAAAAUACGCAUUGUACGACAAUUUUUUCAUCGAUGAUGAAAAGAGUAACUACAAGUUGAGUAGCUUGGGUGUCUGCACUGGAGACGCUGGAGAUUCUUUAAUCGGUCACCUGGGCAUGCCUUUUUCAUCACGAGAUCGUGAUAAUGAUAAUGGUGCUGCUCAUUGUGCUCGAACUUAUACUGGCGCUUGGUGGUAUACACAAUGCCAUUCCAGCAAUCUGAUGGGAGUGUAUAAUGAUAGUACCUAUGGAAAAGGAAUAAACUGGUAUUCAUUUACUGGUCACAAUUCCUCAUUGAGUCGUGUGGAAAUGUUAAUCCGAAAGCGUAGAACAUAAUUUUAUUAAUUACUUGUAUUUAAUUAGCAUUAAAUGGACCGAGAAA
Messenger RNA from Drosophila busckii, 984 nucleotides. Its product is annotated as ficolin-2-like. Bases 12 to 938 code for a protein of 308 amino acids. Lineage: Eukaryota; Metazoa; Arthropoda; Insecta; Diptera; Drosophilidae. The transcript has 3 exons. The record is from RefSeq and is a predicted model, not a curated record.